AUGGCCGUGUUAGCAGUUAUGGGCUGCGUUCUUCAAACCCUCUCGCUCUUCCUGCUGACGAGGCCCUCGUUUCGACAAUUCGACCUUACUCCGUAUUUCCUUAGCGUGGUGCUUGGCAAUCUCAUGGUUAUAGUAGCUGAUCUGCCACCCCUUGUCGCGUCAGCGUGGUUUCAGAAACAGCUGGUCGGUAUCGCAUAUUGCCAGGUAUAAAAUAAUUAUCAGUUUUUCAAACUAAGAUAUAUAGUAUCAUGGUUCAUGGAACACUGCUGCUUUCGAACACAAUACCAGUAAAAGAUGCAAACUGGAUACUCGGUCUUGAUUCCGUUCUUUUUGGACCAUUGUUUGGUCGCCGGAAAGCUAGGGAUUACUGUUGAAAUUUUCCAUAACAUAAUGCCGACUCCACGUUUUGCAAAGACUGCCUUCCCAUGAAAAGAAGACGAUUGAGUUUUCGCGUUGAAGAAGGUUUUGUUUCACCCUGUCUCGUUUUUGUCUCUAAAAAAAGUGUGCGAAAUCUUCAAGAAAUUCUUAAAUUAAUUCGUGACCUAACUGGGCAGGAAUUUUAAAUAGAACCUUGCAUGUUGCACGUGCAUGUUGGUAGAUUAUUGGCCCAAUUGUUGGUUUUCAUAUGACGUAACUAAAAUUCAAACUACAAAACUAUCAAUCCUACCGAGAUUCUACUUUCACGAUGUUUUAGAGCAGCUGAAAGUAAUUUUCAUACAAAUUUUCGCUUCAAACGGGUUCUUGGUUUUGUGAUAGUAAGCUUUUGCGUGACGCGGCAUUUACAUGACGGCCAAGAGCGUUGUAUAUGUAGGUUAAAAAAAUGACUUAUUUUAGGGAGUUUUGCUAUUUAAACAGUUCAUGUAUUAGAAAAAGUAUUACUUUAACGUUUAUGAGUUUCUCGAAGAAUAAAUUCACGCUUUUUUAGCAAAACUCGGUAACAGAUGUUUCUGUUGGUUUCCGUCCGCCAUGUUGGUGCUCAUCCGGAUGGGCACCAGCAUGGCGUCUCCAUACAAAUCUCUAUAUAUUUGGGUAAAACAUUUCCUCGGAUAUCUCGUAUACGAAACAUUCCUCUGACCUGAAUCUUGGCGAGGGUCUUUGCAUAUUUACCUCCUUUCAUUUCCCAGAUUCUGGACUUUAUCUAUUGAACGGUUUUGAUUUUGAUUUUGAUCUGUUUUGAAUGGCGUGACACUGGAAACCAGCAAUACAGCAGAACUAGGUUUGUAAAGUGUGACAAUAUUAAAAAAACUUUUUUUUUAAGGUUGGUGGAUUCUUGACUGGAGUAUGGUGGAUCACUACAGGUGUUACUUUGGCCUUAGCAGUCCGUGCGGUCUACCUCAACAUGUGUGACGAGGCACUAGCCGGGACUCCAGACGAGCGGCCUCGGGAUAGCUGGCAGUAUGACAGUAUCAUAAAGAAGCUGACGGCCGUUUGGCUUUACGCCAUUGCGGUUAGUCUCCCACCAGUUUUUGGAUGGGGCUCAUUUGAGCCCGAAUCUGGUGGCAUCAUCUGUGCCCCAAACUGGAGAGAAAGCAGCAUCUCCGCACGAUCCUACUUAUCACUGCUGGUAUCUGCAGCAUUCCUCAUACCUUUGGGAUUUUCCAUUGCCUAUUUUUCUAAGAUGUACCGAACAUCGAGGCAAGAUCCGGAUGUAGAUGCGUUGGUGAAGAGGAACAUACCGAAAGAAAAGAAAACAGUCAUUUUGACAUCCAUCGGUAUCAUUGCUUUCUUUGGGGGAUGGAUGCCGUACUGUGUAUGCACGCUGUUAACGGUGUUUGGUGGUUCAGAGAUGCUUGGAGGGGAAAAGACGUUCAUUCCUGGGAUGUUUGCUAAGGCCAGCUACGUCUAUCUUCCAUUAAUUUGCAUUCUUCUAAGCAAACGGUGAGUAAUACAAAAUUUCUCUCUUUUUUGCUUUGAUUCCAGAGGAAACAUUCUUUGUGUUGUGAUUCCGAUUCGAGUUUGUUCUUUGGCUCAAAUUUUGUUAUUUUCUUUAUUUAAAGCUCAUAAUCGUGCAUUUAAAUAAUCCCAAAACAAAAGGAAAUAAAAUUUAACCAAUGCAGUUGAAAUGAACAUGACACAAAUCAUCGCAAGCUUCCACAUUUUAGUCUUUAUUCUUUAUUUACUGAUUCAACCAGAGAGCUUUUUAUUCAAGGAAAACAUUCAAUAAAUCUGUGAAAAAAUGCUCUAAUAAUUAUCAACUGUUCUUUUACUUCGUUUUCUAGUUUUCAAGCCGCAGGUGUGGAGAUUAUGCGCGCCCUCCUGUCCAGUAGGAACGAGGGUAGAAACGAGGGUAGGAACGAGGCUGAUGUGAAUAACAAUGCUUGGGGUCAGUUUGUUCUACUGCGUCAUCAACCCGAGGAGAUUAUGAGCCGAAUGAAAUGCAUGCGCUAUCCACGCCCCAAAAACAAUAAUGACCGACUUUUGUCAUUAACUACGCAUGCGUUUGAGCCAGCUAAAGAUGAUAACCAAAUGGAGACUUCAGUGUAA
Porites evermanni is the source of this 2484-nucleotide messenger RNA. The record is from the annotation of a GenBank genome assembly. Lineage: Eukaryota; Metazoa; Cnidaria; Anthozoa; Scleractinia; Poritidae.